Messenger RNA from Polistes canadensis, 2732 nucleotides. RefSeq lists its product as uncharacterized. The coding region runs from base 945 to 1547 and encodes 200 amino acids. The record is from RefSeq and is a predicted model, not a curated record. The transcript is spliced from 5 exons. Lineage: Eukaryota; Metazoa; Arthropoda; Insecta; Hymenoptera; Vespidae.
UCGUGGUCGUAGUCGUCAGUCAGGGUUGCGCCGUCGAAAACGAAGGAAGCGCCGCUCGCCGCCGUCGCCGCGACGUCGAGCGACGACGAGUGUGUGCGGCCUUUUAGUUUGCGUUCGUACGGUGCCAAAGACGGUGCCAACUACGGUGCCAACUACGGUGCCAACUACUACGGUGCCAACUACGGUAUUUCGCCCCAUACUCUCUAUCUUUCUCUUUCUCUUGCUAUCCGUUUUUCCAUCUCAUAUAAUACACGUAUACAAACAGAAAUUUUGAUCCAGCGCACGUACACGCAUAUACACGAGGAGGACAGAGGGAGAGAAUUUCGAGACAAUUUUCUUCACCUUUCCAAUUCAAUUCUUUUUUUUUUCCUCCCCAAUUCAAACCCUGUAAAAUAUAUUCUUUUUUCUUUUUUGUCUUCCCUCUUUAUUUCUCUCUUCGUUUUUUCGUUCUUCUUCUUCUUUCUGGUGCAUAAUACGCGAGAAUGACCGUCGGGAUUUUUUCCUAUCGUGUGUGUUUGACAAUCGUGAAGAAGAGAUAAAACCUCGUGGACAAGAACGUCAACUGUGGAACCUUCGUCUCUGCUUUUUUCGUUCGAGGCGCAUAGCUCGUCUUUUGGACCAAAGGUCCGCCUGGUAGUAACGGUACGCGGUCAGUAAUGACAAAGAUAUUAAAAACUUAGAUAAAAAGAAGAUAUUAAAAAAAGAUCUCGAUUAAAAAGAAAAGCAAAAGCAAAAGCAAAGGCAAAAGAAAAAGGAAGAAAUCGGGAAAAGGAAAGAUCGUAGAGGAAGGAAGAAAAUUUGGCAAAGUAUGAAGACGCGGGACGCGCAAGUCUGCAGGAGGAAGUGAGAGUCGUGUGUGUGGGUGGAUCCAGGUGGCAGGUGGCAGGUGGCAGGUGGGGUAGGUGUAUUUGCGGGAGUCGGGCUAAAGUGCCCGAUCAGUUGUGAUGGUCUCAGGGUGGUGCCCGUGCGUGCCGUUAGGGCGCCGGGAAUCACCGGCCCAACAACAACCGCCAUCAUCAUCUUCGUCGAGAGGAUUCACCAACGACGGUGCUCCCUUCACCGUCAGCGCCGCGACGGACCGAGCAGAAAUGGUCCAAAUGUUCUAUUACGAGAAUCGCGGCAAGUGUUGUAAGAAACUUCUCAGAUACAACGGCUAUCCGAAUAAGGUCCUAUUAUUUCCAGAAGAAGGUUGGGCUAGGAGUGCGAGCAGUUCCUAUUGGACAUUGACACCGUUCUGGUGGAGUCGAAGUCGGUGCAAAGUCGUCGAAGUUGCUGGAACCAGAAGGUAUAGUACUCAGGCAAAAAUGGUGGAUACGGGAACGGGGACCCUUUAUAUCAUCGGCUCGUUCAAAAGAAUGACGACGGAUCCCGAUUUUAAGUUGUACCUGACGUCGAACGUGUCAUCGAGCGACUUUAACAUGGGGUACAGCAUGACGGGUACGUUGGAACGGGGCUGCAAGAAGACCAACUCCUUCCAGAUGACCCAUUUUGCAGUGAUCCGUCGGCGGGACUACGAAAAGGCCUACGAGGAUCCAAAUCCCACCUAGUGUCCGUCCACUCCCACACUAUCGGAGUGUGGGGAUUGCGAACACUACACGUAGGAGUUGCUAAUCAACCAUCAUUAAUGCUUACAGAAUGAACCCUAUAACGUUUAACAUAAUAAUAUUCCAACGAACGAGCUUUUCAAUUCAAUGCAAUUAUAAAUGAUCAUUUAAUUAUUAUAAAAAUGAGUUUCAAUCAAAACUCCAUUACUACAUCAACGGUAUUUAAUUAUUCAAACGGAAUUCAUUUUUCGAACGUUAUAUGGUUCAGCUUGCAUAAUUAUUAUAUGUAAGUGUGUAUAGAUAUACAUAUAUAUAUAUAUAUGUAUCGGGUGUCCUUGGGAGACAAGAGUCCAGGAAGCGACGAAUACUCGAAAUUUCAUCGAAAAGGUUUCCCAAAGAUUUUAGACUUCUCCUUCUCGGACUCGAAUUAUUUCUCUUCUUUAGUAAUCUUUUCAAAGUACGAAUUGACUACAAUCUCUAAGAUAUUCAUCUUUAAAGAAAACAGAAAAAGAUUACAAAGCCAAUGACACCCUAGGAGCAAGAGAGAGCCAAACGUCCAACCGGUAGUCUUUAAUUUUUAGUAAAUUAAAUGAAUUAGCUUCUAACGGCGACUAACGAUACCUAAGCGAAGUAUACAAAGCGACAGUGAUCGAGCAAACUUAUACCAAAGUAUUAGCAAGUAAGAAUUGUAAUCUUGCGAGCCGAUAAUCGCAUCUAAGGUUACCUAAAAAAAAUAAAAAAUUCUCAUUUUUAAAUUCGGGAUACAUUGCUAGUCGUUCCGAGUCACAAGCUCGAUAAAAAAGAAAAAUCGUUUCUUGCGAUCGAUCGAUGAUCCAACAACGAAUAAUACGAAAUAUUGCUACGAUUGGAAAUAAGUGAUAUAUACGAAUAACAAAUUGCAAUAUAUAAAUAUAUAUAGUAUAUAUAAUAAAAUAGGCUUCUAUGCCAAAAAUUUGUGCCAAUGAAUCGAGCUACUACUACUACUACUAUUACUAACAAGACCGGCCGGCACUGUAUCCCCCAUUGAUAUCAUCGUCACGAUGCAAACGAGCCAAAAAGAUUCAAAAAAUAUAAUACGAAAUAACAAAUAAAGCUUACGACGAUAUUAUGAUUAAAGCUUUCCGAGCUUGGGUGGAAAAAAAGUAACGUUGAUUAAAAGAAAAAAAUGGUAGCAAGAGCUAUAGGAGG